CAUGAAGCUUUCUAUGCACUGUUUUUGUGCUAAUCUGAAGGCCACAUAAAGUUUGGAGGUCUUUAGCUAUUGACUAUGAAGAUAGUUGGUGACUUCUGCGCACCGUGUGCUUUAGCUUCAGUUGCUGUUGUUCCCAGUUGUUUCCGCUUUGUUAUAAUACCACUAACAGAUGACCUUGGAAUAUUUAGUAGCAAGGAAAUUUUACGGAUGGACUUAUUGCACAGGUGGCAACAUAUCACAGCACCACGCGUGAAUUCACUGAGCUUCUGAGAGUGACCAAU
Staurois parvus is the source of this 281-nucleotide messenger RNA. The record is from the annotation of a GenBank genome assembly. Lineage: Eukaryota; Metazoa; Chordata; Amphibia; Anura; Ranidae.